AUGAGGACAGGGUGGUUUGAAAUAAUCGAAAAUACUGAGGAAAGUCAAAUAGCGCAGUGUGUGGGUGACAUUCUACCCGGGAAGAGUGUGUUAAAAUUUGAAUGUUCUGAGGGUGAGGUGUUUGAUGUUCACUGGUUCCCUACAGGGCAAUGUUUUGCAGUUGGUGGUACGGACAGGAAAGUACGUAUUUACGAUAUUGUUAGCGGGAAACAGGAAAAGAAAGCUGUUUUAACUGGUAUGAAUGGUUCUAUAAUGAGAAUAGAUUUUAAUUCCGAAACGCGUCAAAUAUUGGCAGCAGGAACUGACUUUGCAAUUCGUAUAUGGGGUGUUGACGACUUAAGAGCAAGACACACUUUAACAGGCCAUAGCGAUAAAGUUGCGACAGCAAGGUUCAACGCAGAUGGAACAAAAGUUAUAUCAGGAUCACAUGAUCGGACGAUCAGAAUUUGGGACUUAUCGACGAGGAAGUGUCUUAAGACGUUAUUUCCUGCUUCUACUGUGUUUGAUUUGGUUUCAAACCCAUUAUAUAACGCUAUGGUGAUCAGUGGUCAUUUUGACAAACAGGUGCGCUUAUGGGAUAUUACAUCGGGCGCGUUUGUACGUGCUGUGGAGCUAAAUGGCCGCGUGACUUCCCUUUCUUUAGCUGCAGCACAUUGCAUAUUUUUAGAAAAACAAGUCGUCCUCUGCUCUUGCCGAGAUAACACACUUUCUCUAGUGGACCUCAGAACUUGUAGAAUAGAACAUGAAUACAGUGCAGACCAGUAUCGUUCAACAUUUGACUAUACUAGAUGUACGCUUAGUCCAGGUUUCGAGUACUGCGCUGUUGGUUCUGCAGACGGCCAAAUUUUUGUGUGGAAUUUAAACACGACUAAGCUAGAAAAAGUUCUGGGUCAAGGUGGUCAUGAACGUCCAGUGACAUCAGUUGAUUGGCACCCACGUGGCCACUGCUUGCUUUCCGUAGACAGGAUGAAAACUGUAUGCCUCUGGUCGUCAUAG
Messenger RNA from Enterobius vermicularis (human pinworm), 996 nucleotides. The record is from the annotation of a GenBank genome assembly. Lineage: Eukaryota; Metazoa; Nematoda; Chromadorea; Rhabditida; Oxyuridae.